CCGUCGUUCGAGCAUCCGGCAGUGGUUUUGCAUCUCUUUUUCCAAACGCAGUACGCCGUUGUAAUCAUUACACCGUGGUGAUAGUACGGCGAAGCGAAGUGGUGUCAGAAGUGGCGAGUGUCGAUCGCUUAUCCCCGAAAUUGUGCGACGCUUUUCACCGUACCGACACGCGGUCUUUCCCGUGACGCAGCGAACGAACUAAUAUCCGUCGUUGGUUUUAUUUCUGUUUACCCGAACGGUUGCAUCGCGGUUAAUAGGAUUCGUGAACAUUCUCCGUUGCACCGAUAAUCCGUCGUCCAUUCGCGCAACGUAGAGAGCCGUAUACACGGCGCCGCGACGAUGGCUAGGCGGAAUUUGUUGCUCGCGAGUGGGCACACGAGGCCCGAGCCAUUUCACGUCGGUUCGGGUUGACGGGUCCGUUCCGUGCUCGCCUAAGGAAUAUAUCUCCCCAAGGGCGGCCGGCGGUGAAUACGGGUUACGGCCGCGUGUUCCGAGCGUGCUCUGGCUCUAUUUUAUUUUUUUCCGUUCGUUUGCUGACGUCCCGUUCGGAAUCGUCGCCAGCGUGUUAAUUAAACAAACAAACCGUGUACCGGUGGUGUUAAUCGGACGCACGACGAGAAAAUCUGGAAAGGACGGGUGAGUCGAUGGGAAGGAGGAGACGUCGACGGAGAAAGAGGCAGGAAUUUCGGAAUCAAAACGACGACACGAUGGAAAAUAACGACGAGGCGCGGACCGUCGGCGAACGUGCGUCCACAUCGAAGGAAGAACCGUCCUCCGUCGGUACCGCCGGCCACGAUUACGGCUGCAAACACUACAAACGAAAGUCGAAAUUCGUGACGCCUUGUUGCAGCAAGGUAUACACGUGUCGAUUCUGUCACGACGAGCGGGAAACUCACACGGUAAAUAGAAAGGAAAUCACAGAACUAAUAUGCGUUCUGUGCGACACCCGUCAGCCGGUACAAGCUACUUGCCAGAACUGUCAGUGUCGGUUCGGCAAAUACACAUGUCUCGAAUGUAAUCUCUUCGACGACGAAGAUAGGAAUCAGUACCACUGCGACGGUUGUGGGAUAUGUCGAGUCGGUGGUCGCGAUCGAUUUUUCCACUGUGCCAAGUGCAACAUGUGCUUGCCAAUUCAGCUGCAAAAUGGACACACGUGUGUGGAAAACGUUUCACAUUCAAAUUGCCCUGUUUGUCUGGAGGACAUCCAUACAAGUCGUAUACCCUGUCACAUUCCAGAAUGUGGUCACUUACUGCACAGCCGCUGUUUUGAGGAACUGUUACAUUCAGGACAUUAUGCUUGCCCUAUUUGCCAAGUGUCUCUUCUAGAUAUGACUGACUUAUGGAGAUUUUUAGACAUGGAAGUAUCAUUGACGCCAAUGCCAGAGGAAUAUAGAGAUUAUAAAGUUGACAUUCUCUGUAAAGACUGCCAUGAGGAGUCGACGGUCAAAUUUCACGUUGUAGGUUUGAAGUGUUUAAAUUGUGGAAGUUACAAUACCUGCAGAGUCAAAGGAUCUCCUUCUCCAGCGGAUCCUGAAACGUUGGAUGAUACAGCUGGUGGUAGCACGAAUACGGGCGACGAAGAGAAAUUGCAACGUCCGAACUCCGAGUAUUAACGGGAAAAUGAUGUACAAUUGUUCCCCCGGCGUUUUCAAAAAGACAGUAGGAGAAAUCGUUUACCUCUUUACUUGUUUUUAGCGAAUUUACACGUCUUUGUUGAUUGUUUUCAGACUUUUUAUAGAAGUUACUUUGUUAGGAGGCUGAAAAAUGUGGCGGCUAAUGGAAAUCAGUUGCUCAUUGAAGGUCGUGUUGAAUGUGAUUAAAUGCCCGCGAUACGACGUCAGGCGUACCGCGGGUAUCAUUAAUCCUGGAAAUGAAUAUGAAGAACUCGAAUCAUGAAGAAACGUAUGGUUUUCUGUUCGCGAAGAUUUUAUUUGAUAAUUAUUGAUUGAAGUGUGUGUACAGUACGGCACGUUCUCGAUAUUUUUCAUUACCGGUGGCUCGAUGCAAGGGUCUCGCCUGUUCCCCCUCCCCCCCGAAAAAAAUGUUUCUUUUCUCGCGCUCUGUGUAUUUUGAAUUUUCGUUCCGAAAUAGAGAUUCUUAUACUUCGUAACGCGUGAC
Nomia melanderi (Alkali bee) is the source of this 2118-nucleotide messenger RNA. RefSeq names its product Ring finger and CHY zinc finger domain containing 1 (gene Rchy1). Gene Ontology annotation, biological process: ubiquitin-dependent protein catabolic process; protein ubiquitination. Gene Ontology annotation, cellular component: nucleus. Gene Ontology annotation, molecular function: zinc ion binding; ubiquitin protein ligase activity. Lineage: Eukaryota; Metazoa; Arthropoda; Insecta; Hymenoptera; Halictidae. The record is from RefSeq and is a predicted model, not a curated record.